Chaetura pelagica (chimney swift) is the source of this 2038-nucleotide messenger RNA. It is a transcript of the gene CDCA4, whose product is annotated as cell division cycle associated 4. The transcript is spliced from 2 exons. The record is from RefSeq and is a predicted model, not a curated record. The coding region runs from base 54 to 848 and encodes 264 amino acids. Gene Ontology annotation, molecular function: transcription regulator activity. Gene Ontology annotation, cellular component: nucleus. NCBI's taxonomy places the organism in Eukaryota, Metazoa, Chordata, Aves, Apodiformes, Apodidae.
GUACUUGACAGGUGAUGCUUUAACUGUUACUGUAUGGACUCUUGCUCACUAGCAUGGGAGAAGAGGAAGGACUACAUCAAUCACAAUUACUGGACACAAUGUUUGUGCGAGGAUUAAAAAGAAAAUGUUUUGAUGGUGAAGAAGAUAUUGAAGGAACUCUGGCUGGUAUUAAGGCUAUUCCUUCAUAUAAUCUUCAGCGGCAGUCACUGUUAGAUAUGUCCUUGGUUAAACUUCAGCUGUGUCACAUGCUGGUUGAACCUAACCUUUGUCGCUCGGUGCUUAUAGCCAACACGGUACGGCAGAUUCAAGAGGAAAUGACUCAAGAUGGGACUUGGCAGAUGAUAAAUACACAGAGUACAGGGCAGGCAUCCCUGGAUCAUCUCGUUUCAACCGAUAUCCUCUGUCGUUCAUCCAGGGAACAAGCUGAGGGAAAGCAUGUUCCAGGCUAUAGUACUUUCAAUAAAGACUUUGAGGGUGACCAGGCACAAGAUAGUUCAGAAACUAUGUCAACAGCCUCUUCAGUGCAAGCUCCGAGAAACCCGCAGAGCAAUGUGUGGGAAAUGGAAAACCCACAAGAAAGUAAAGGAAAUUUUCAAAAAUCAUUAGACCAAAUAUUUGAGACAUUGGAGAAUAAAAGUUCUAAUUCUGUUGAAGAUUUAUUUUCAGAAGUUGACAAUUCUUACUAUGAUCUUGAUACCAUGUUAACAGGCAUGAUGAGCAACACAAAAAUGGGACACUGUGAUGGGCUUGAAACAUUUUCUUCUCCAACAACUACAACUUCUAACUCUAAUUGUAAAUCUGAUCUUAAUGAGCUUGAUCAUAUUGUGGAAAUCCUUGUUGAAUCCUGAAACUUCUGUGUGGGAGACAAAGAUCUUUUAAUAGGAACAAAAGACUCAAGGAAGCUAUUUCCACAGUUUGUUUUAUCAAAUCUGCACGUGUAUUUUAUAAAUAUCUAUAUAUUAUAUAGAUAUAUAUUUAAAAAGAGCACUUCAUAUUGCAAAAUAGUGUUGACUCUUAAAGUUAACUUGCAACUUGUAGUGUAAUUGAUACAUUGUCCAUUGAACUGUAAGUACAUACAGUAAAUGUUUUUGAGCUUGGUGUCCAAGGCUCUUGAAAUUGGGUUCCUUUUGCCAACUUGUUUUAGCCUUUGAAGGAUGUGCUCAGAGAGAAGGAGUCUCUCAUCUUUUUUUUUACACCUCUCCCAGUAAAAGAGAAGUUGGAUAACCAGUUUCCUAUUUUCCUCCGGUUUCCACUUUGUGACACCAUGUAACUCCUGCCACAUCUGCUGCUUGUGUUCUAAGUGGCUACAUGGCUCUCAAAGAGCAGUAUGCAAUAGUUCCUUUUAUCCUAGCUAGCUUAUUCUGGUUUUUGCUACAAUUUUUACUUCAGAAAUAGUUUUAAAGUGUUUAUUGGUGUUUAGAUUUUUCCAGGUAUUUUCCUAAAAUAUAUUUUUACUACAGAUGUUAUGUCAGCUGCUAACUUAGUAACUUUUGAUCAUAUCUGCAGUUGAUGUAUUUUUUGAAAGCUUUUCAAAAAGGGAUGUUUUUUUACUGUGAGCUACCCAAUGUAGUUCAGUAAAGUGUAUGUAAAUGUAAAUAUACAAUUUUAUACUUUACAUUAAAAUGUAAGAGCUGUUUUCAUGAUUCUGUUUUAUAGAGUAGUACUUUACUAAAUUGAUUAUGCUUGUCAUACCCCAUAUACAUUAGUAUCAUUAGAGGAAGAGCUGUGAUCCAGCUAGAUACAAUUACAUUUAACUCAUAUCAGACCAUAUUUUUGGUUAACUGCAAACCUAAGUUAUGUAGGUUUUUAUUUAUGUAUAUUUAUAUGUAAAUGUUGUUAAGUGAAUUGUUUAUCACUGAAGUCUACCAUCAAAUAUUUGUUUCUAUGGGAUAAAUAUCUUGCACUAAUUACUACAAAAAGUGUUAUUAGUGGCCUUUAAAUCUCAAGUGGUAUGUCAGUAUGCCUUGUCAUAAUUAAUAUGCUCCACUCUUACCAAGGUUUUCCUCUUGGCUUUUUUUGAUAACAAAAGAUAAUACAA